UCAACUUUUGACAUGUUAAGAACAAUAUGACUUUCAACUUUCUUGUAAUUCUGAGUUUGAUCUUUCCUCUUUCUUCCAUUUGCAAUGCUCAAGCUUCUUCUGUCUAUCAUCAGCACCAAGUUGAUUCUACAUAUCUGGUUCAUGACGGCAGUGAAAAUGGAGUGACAGAAAAUUUCAGACCAGGGAAAGGCCAAAACCUGUUGCAUAGGAGGCAUCACUUCAUGAGCAAUGUAAGCAUGAAUAUGACUUUGAGUUGUGUGAAUAUUUGACUGAGGCCAUUGAAUCAAUUACUGUAACUGCAGGCUCAUGGAGUUCUGAACAUCAUGGGAUGGGGAACUCUUUUGCCCAUUGGGGUUAUAAUUUCCAGAUACUUCAGAAAAUUUCCAUUGAAGUCUGAUGAAUGGCUCCCUCUCCAUGUACUAUGCCAGACUUCAGGCUACAUUGUUGGCACCAUUGGAUGGGGCAUUGGUUUAUGGCUUGGAAACUCCUCCAAACAUUACAACACCCCCAAAACCCAUCGAAUUCUCGGUAUCCUUGUAUUUACAUUUGCCACUGUACAAAUGUUGACAACGACGAUACUGCUGCAAGCAAGGAGAGAAGAUGAAUGGAGGAGGUGCUGGGAGAUUUACCAUCAUGUGCUGGGAUAUGCAGUGAUAGGCUUAAGUGCAGCAGAAAUAUUUCAGGGGAUUAUGCAUCAGAGUCAUGCUGGAAAAUGGAGACUGGCUUAUGUCGGAAUUCUUGCAGUGUUAGUUUUCGUUGCGUUUGCAUUGGAGAUUGUUAGAUGGAUCAUCAAGUCUAGAAUUCAACAGCAUUUGCCUUUUGAUAACAACUUGUACAAUCACACUUGAUUUUGCUUUCAUUUGGUUUCGGGAGUCCCACAACCUGUCUCCAGCCAAAUAAAUGGAAUACGGUCAUUCACUUUCUUG
Mangifera indica (mango) is the source of this 926-nucleotide messenger RNA. RefSeq names its product cytochrome b561 and DOMON domain-containing protein At3g25290-like. The record is from RefSeq and is a predicted model, not a curated record. NCBI's taxonomy places the organism in Eukaryota, Viridiplantae, Streptophyta, Magnoliopsida, Sapindales, Anacardiaceae. Bases 324 to 848 code for a protein of 174 amino acids. The transcript has 2 exons.